Messenger RNA from Stylonychia lemnae, 2865 nucleotides. Lineage: Eukaryota; Ciliophora; Spirotrichea; Sporadotrichida; Oxytrichidae. The record is from the annotation of a GenBank genome assembly.
AUGUGGUCAAAAUUUGAAAAUGGAAUGUUAGCAAACUUAUAUGUUUUUGCUCUAUUAAGAGAACAAGAACCAGCCGUCUGCGCCCAAUAGUGGGAAGGGCAAAGUGAUAUCGUCCCAAGGCUAUCUCCACCUCAUUAAAGAGAUUUCGAAAUUUAAGGGUCUUAAUUUUAUUUUUAAAAGGCGAAGCUUGAAGAAGCGAUUCGUCUCUAAAAACAAAAAGAGCAGUCUUAGAAAAACACAAGGUAUAGCUGUGGUAAUUCUAUUGGAAAGUCAAAUGAGAUAAUUCACACUCCCUUUGAUAAUUGCCAAAUAAUCAUUACUGCCACUGAUGAUCGUUUAAGUGAAAUCACCACCCAAUAAACUUGUGAUAAUUCCAGGAAUAUUUCUCAGUAAGUAUCUCAUUUGCCCUCUAGCAGCAGCAACGAGGUGACUGUCCUUCAUAAUCAGCCUUCGAGAACUUCUAUCAAACCUAAGGUGACUCCCUAAUCUUAUGGAAAAUAUAAGGAAAACUAUAAAAAUUACAUCAGUAUGCAACAUAAAUUAGGGAGUAGCGGUUCCUCAUCAGUAAACCUCUAGAAAAGAGACAGUGAUGUUUUUGAAACAAGCAAAAGGAUGUCUUACAACAAGAAUCAUCAAUACGGGAACACUCAUUAGCUCUUAGGGGAUAAGACUAAUAACAAUAAAGUAUCUGGUGAGAAAGUAACAUCGUCCACAACUAUGAUUAAAUGCAUAAAAUCUUCGAAUUAAAAAAGUUAAUCAAAAUUUGACACCAUCUCCAACAAUCCUAAUAAGAUUUACAAUGACACCUCAAAAAUAAUCAGUUCAUAUAAAAUCCAACAGUCUUUACCCUCUGAAGCUACAAUCAAGAAAAAUAUAAUAAGCAGAUAAAACAGCUCUUAAUACAUAAAGUAACAGUCAGUCUAAAAGUCUUAGCUAAAUAAAAGUAACUCAAAUCAGAAAAAGCCAGCAAUUUUAGUAUCAGAGAUACAUUCAGAAUCAAACACAUUGCAAGUUUUUAGCAGUGUUAACAACACCACAACAGCAAUUAAUAAUAAUAGUAGUGCAAAGAAGAGUGAUCCUAAAAUUCAAAAGGGAUAAACUCAGUCUGCCUAUUAGAGUGUCCAGCCAUAAUCGAACCAAAAUCAUUUAAUGAACCUACCUCCCCCAACUCAUCCUUAACAUUAAAAGCAGCAAAUAUAGUUGACUUAAGCUUAAAUCAAACAUAACUAAACGUUAACAAGCAUUUAUGGAGCUUAAAAGAGUGCACCAAAAACACCCGUUAAGACUCAAGAUAAUGCUUAAGUAUAGAUUACUGCUCCUAAUACAAAUGGAACAACAACACCUCAAUAAAAUAACAGACUGACAUUUAGCGCCAGUCAUCACUAGAACUGUGCUCAAAGUUUUGUGACUCUAGAAACCUAGCAGAUUGGUAAUGCCAAAAUAAGUUCUUAAAAUAAUAUGAGUCAUUAUAAAAAAGCUGUAACCACUAAGCCAACUGAUAAGCCUAAUUGUAGUAGACAAUGCAACAAUGUGUAGUAAAGCAAUAUUAUUGGAUCACAUAGCAAAACUAAUCUUCAUCAAGAAUAUCAAAAGAGAACUGUUCUACUUGAUAAAGAGAAAGAGCAUGUCUAAAAGCAGUACCAAACUCUUAAAAAAUAUGAGCGAGAUUCAAAAAGCAGGAAAAAUAACAGAAGUAACUAUAACUCUACUUAGAAAGAUAUAACAGUACAAGAUGUUGAGCAAUAGAAAAAUUAAAAACUUAAGCAAUAGAUUAGUGGUCUUUACAAUUUUAAUCUCAGCAGAUGCUAAAAUCUAAAUCACGCUUAAUCGAAUCUUACAACAGCUAAGAAAAGUAGAAAGACCCUUUAGUCAGCAAUGCAGUCUGACAAAAAAGGCAAACAGCUUGCAUCUAUUCCUAUCACUUAAGAUUCGAAUUUAUUGAAGGAGUAGUACUCAUAAAAGGAUAUCUGGGACAACAUUGUCAACAAUCAUGAAGAUAUGGCUCUAUAAAGUUUAACUCUUAAUGCAGCUAACUAAUCUGGCAGAAAUUUACUUAAGCAGUUUAAGACGAUUGAUACUAAUGGAAUCGAUGAUAUUGAGACCUCACCUUAAACAACUAGAAACUAAAAGUAGAACUUCUUCCUAAGACCACCCACUUGCUUCUUAAAGAAAAGCACGAUUGAACACAGUACCCCUGAUUCUAAGUUUAACAUCCUAGAUCCUAUCAAUGAGGACUCUAGAAAGAUGUAUACAGUCAAGCCCUAAUCAAGUAGAAAGUAAUAUCAGGUAGAGGAUUACUAUUAUGAUAAAGAUAUGAAAAAUGGCUUCAUUGAGCAUAAUUAGGAUACAAUCUCGAAUCGAACUAAUGCCUUAAGAGACUCUUAUAUGAGUCCAUCAAAACCUCCUAAUGGUUCUUCGCAUCAAAACAGCUUUUAAAUGAGUACUAUCAGUAAGAAUCAAAGAAAAAAUGCUCAAUUCUAGGCUAGAAAGUAUCAAGAAAAAUCAGCAUUUUUAGUGAAGAAAAGCACAAAAGAUCUCACGAUACCUUCAGAGUUUAAUUUUAACACUGAGAGAAGGGCUUAAGAAAGGUCUGUAAGCAAAAAUGGCAGGAAAUCAAGGGAUGAUUUAGAUUCGGCUUAGAGAAGAGAUAAGUACAAUAACAGAUAUUCAAACUAUGGAGGAAUUGAUGAAGAGGCAGAUUAGAAAGAGCAGAGUUCAUUGCUUGACAGACUUAUAAGAGAAUAUGACUUGGAAGAAGUAUUUAAACAGGCCAAGAGCUAACUUGAUAAAAAGAAUCAAUAGAACUAUGAGGACAUCUCGAGUACUUCAGGGUAAAUGGGCUUCUUUGCUUGCUUUUCACCCUGA